AUGGCAACAUCGAAUACCAACCUGACCAGCGACGCGUCGGCGUCGGCGUCGGCGUCAGCGGCCACGCACCAGCACAGCGAAUUCGAACUCCGCCGCGCCGCACUGGUGGGCGAAAUCGGAGAGUCCCUAGAACAAGUCCUCGCGCAGAUGAACGCGUUGAACCGGAGCCUCGAAGGCAUCAUCGAGAUCGGGAACGAAUUCUCCAGCGUCGAGGCUCUGUGGAGUCAGUUCGAGACCGUCAUGGGCCGGUCGGAAGAGGAAAAUCCAAACGGCGCGAACAACCACGAUCACAAUCACAACCACAAUCACGCGUCAGAUCCGACAGGAGGCGGCAGUGCGAACCAUCAGGCAGAGGCGGGCGGGUCGGAGAGAUGA
This is a messenger RNA of Cladophialophora carrionii CBS 160.54, 375 nucleotides long. RefSeq lists its product as uncharacterized. The transcript is spliced from 3 exons. The record is from RefSeq and is a predicted model, not a curated record. The coding region runs from base 1 to 375 and encodes 124 amino acids. NCBI's taxonomy places the organism in Eukaryota, Fungi, Ascomycota, Eurotiomycetes, Chaetothyriales, Herpotrichiellaceae. Gene Ontology annotation, cellular component: mitotic spindle; mitotic spindle pole body; DASH complex.